Messenger RNA from Parathielavia appendiculata, 451 nucleotides. RefSeq lists its product as uncharacterized. NCBI's taxonomy places the organism in Eukaryota, Fungi, Ascomycota, Sordariomycetes, Sordariales, Chaetomiaceae. The transcript has 2 exons. The annotation marks the transcript as partial. The record is from RefSeq and is a predicted model, not a curated record.
UCUGGCCUAUGCAUUUGGCCUUCAGUACACUCUGCUAGUGCACGCCAAAUAAAUGGAUGUGAGAAUUAUCCUCUCGGCUACUACUCUUAACAUUUCCAACGAGGAGGAUGGAAUUGCCUCGUUCGCCCAAGCGGCGACACAUUCUUUCGUCCAUCAACCAGACAGAAGCAAAUGGCGACGAUGAGGGGCUGAGACGCUUUAAGCCCGACCGUAUCAUGUCCCCCGACAUUUCUACUCCGCGAACCGACGAUGUUCCUGCGAAGCACGACGACGCGCUCAAACAGGAAGCAUCCGACUUAAUGGGCAGCGACACAAGAGCGCCCAGGACGACCAAGUUCCGCUUCAAGUCCGAGCCGUCCAGGUCGUCGCGACGGCGCGAGCGAGGCCAAGAUGACAACGACGACCGCCGGCACAAAUCUCGAUCGCCAUCCCGAGACCGAGACAGACACGA